This is a messenger RNA of Trypanosoma brucei brucei TREU927, 3234 nucleotides long. RefSeq names its product SNF2 DNA repair protein, putative. Gene Ontology annotation, cellular component: nucleus. Gene Ontology annotation, molecular function: ATP binding; ATP-dependent chromatin remodeler activity; DNA translocase activity. The transcript has a single exon. The record is from RefSeq and is a predicted model, not a curated record. Gene Ontology annotation, biological process: reciprocal meiotic recombination; double-strand break repair via homologous recombination. NCBI's taxonomy places the organism in Eukaryota, Euglenozoa, Kinetoplastea, Trypanosomatida, Trypanosomatidae. The coding region runs from base 1 to 3234 and encodes 1077 amino acids.
AUGCCUAUGUUUAUGGAUGGGGCGUCUCAAGUGCUGCAGCAGGUGCUACAAACUGUCUUAGUAACGAGUGAGCCAGCGAUCGUUAUACCCGGUUCCUUCUUGGGUGAACUUGAUGUUAUCGUUGACGAGGCUAAAAAUCAUGGAAUGAAGUUAGUGAGUAUCCCGAAAGGUGGCAUCACGAUUCUACCACCAAUACCGAUGUCAGAAUCUUCUCUUACCAGGCUAUGCAAAGACUACUACGGGUUAAAGACUGAUGCAGAGCGUUUGGCCCUGUUCAGCAACCUGGAGGAGACAUUCCCGACGGCUCCAGGUGUAUCCUUACCGUGCCGCCUUCUUUACCACCCUCGCGAUUACAUAUGUCGAAUUGUCCACCUCUGUGCGGAACUGGUUACCGCUUCUGAUGAGGAAUAUCAAAAAGCGUACGAUAUUGUUCCGCUUCUGCACAUCAGACCUGUGCAAAAUGUAUGUGAAGAACUUCGCCGUCAGUUCCGAGCUGGUGCUCUCACACAGAGGCUUCCUCUCGGACAGCGCGUGGACGUUCAAUUCAAGAGGACUGUGGUCCAUCUAGACGGUUCGAUGGAUCCAUUCCCUCGCAAUGCUGCUGAAGCAGCUGUAAACAUUGCGCCUGUUGCUCUGGAUGCAGUGGAUGAUAUUUAUGAAGGCUUUGACGUUACCGGUACCGAGGUGGUUGACAUCCCUACAGGCAAGGUUUCAGAGUACCUCUCUGAAAAGGAUUUUGAGCUGGUGACCGAGGAUAGUGUUUUGCUGGACCCAACCGGAAAGCGUGUGCAGGCCAUCUUUAUACGUGGUGGCAUUGAUAAAGAUAUCUGUCGACGUGCCGCAGCUGAUGUGGAGGGAGUGGCUACCAAACAAAAUAUGCGGAGAUUGACAAAUGGUGGUGUGAGAAAUCCGGACACGGGUAUCCUUGGCUAUUACGACUAUCUCAACAAUCCAACGAAGCGUAAGUGCCGCAUGACUGAGUUCACACGCAGGAACUGGGGUAAGAUUAUCGGACCGUGUGGUGAGUUACUGCAGUUGUUAGAUCAACUAUACAAGGAAAACGCCCCAGACCAUUACGAACUUCAGCGCAGGGUCAUACCGCCUGAGUACAUGCUAUUCAACACCGUUUUCAGUACUGUAAGUGUGAACAAGAACUUUCGAACCGCCGUUCAUCGAGACAAAGGUGACUUUCGCGGUGGUCUUACUGCACUCUGCGUACUUGACGGUAAUUACGAGGGGUGCUACCUAGCCUUAAAAAGUGCGCGCAAGGCCUUCUGUCUUCAGGUUGGUGAUGUCUUAUUUUUCGACAGUUCUCUGGAACACGGAAACACGGAAGUACACAAUCGUGAAGGAAGUUGGAGACGAAUCAGCAUUGUAUGCUAUCUGCGGUGUGGGUUGAUGUCCCACACAUGUGAAACGGAGCGGAGCAUGAGACUCCGGAACCAGAUCAUGAGCGAUCGUCUGCAUGCUGACAGCGCAGACAGCGUGGUCAAUUUGAACGGAGUCACCGGCCACCUUCCACCUUUGUGUAUUCCUUUCAAAAUAGCAAAGACCCUGAGCUUAACUCAGCAUGCGGCCCUUAGAUUUGUUUCACGUCGUAUCAAGGAAGGAGACGGUUGUGUGCUGGCGUUAACAAUGGGACUUGGGAAGACACUGGUUUCACUGACGAUCUGCUAUUCUUAUAUUUACAACAAUGGGCCGUGUGACAUUCUGAUCGUUGCGCCGAAGACACUGCUUCAACACUGGAUGCAGGAGGCGAAAAAGUGGAAGGACUAUGGUCUCGUAUUCCCGGGGUUUAUUGUACUAAACAACGUGGACUCCAGCUCCUUCGAGGAUGAUCUCAGUAACUAUGAACAACAAGGCACAACUACUAACCCUAAGAAGAGUUACGUCUUUGUCAUCAAUCCUGGCUACAUCAAAUCAUUUCUUUCGAGGGUAAAGGGGUUCCGCCCCGCUCUCAUAGUCGUUGAUGAAGGCCAUUGCAUAUCGUCGAAGGAAAGUAAACUGAGGGAGGUACUGGAUAGUUUGUAUUGCUCGGCAAGGGUAGUACUCACUGGGACGCCGGUGCAGAAUAACGCUGAGGAACUCUACCGUCUUGUUGGGUGGGUGGAUGACAAGGUUCAUUCCACAUUGCCGCAACGCGAUUUUAACGAGUUUUCAAACUCUAUCAACCGCUAUGUUAACGGUGAUGAUAGUGCUUUUUGUGAUGCUCUCUUCGCACAACGAUAUAUCCACGAGUGGAUGAGCCCCUAUGUCUUUACCGUUAUGAAGGUUGAUCUUCCACCGCUGCACGACUACAUUAUUAUAUGCAACUUUUCCGCUGUGCAGCAGAAAAUGUUCGAGGAGCGCAUUAAAGUCGAUGCAACAGAUAACCUAUUGUGUCUGAAGGCGUCCGAACAUCGGCCAUACCACCUUUCAACACAUCCACUGUGUUUCUUGGGUUUUUUGACCGGUAUAUGGAGAACAGGUCAAGUUGAUAUCGAAGAAGAACCAGGGGAGUUCGAAGAGUUGGGAACGUACAGGCUUAGCCGUGAUGAUGACGCUUUAGCGAAGGAUUGUUCAAGUUUGCUUGAAAACGGGAAACUGGCCGACUUUGUUGCGCUCAGUGGUAAGCUAACAGCCCUCAUUUCGAUUUUACACAGCAUUUUCGAGAAGAUGGAAAAGGCUGUGAUAUUUUCACAAUACAUUGGGUCGCAAGACUUCAUUGCAAGAACCUUGACGGCUUAUAAGAUUAGUGUAGUUACAAUUCGUGGAAAAGAUUGCCAGCAACGUCGACGAAGGGUUGUUGAGAUGUUCAGGGAUGAUAAGAACGUACUCUGCUUGGUUGUGUCCACUCAGAUUGGCGCGUACGGUCUUGAUUUAACUGCGGCGAAUCACGUUAUUCUGUGGGACACGUGGUGGAAUCCUCAGGUUGAGUCACAGGCAAUUGCGCGGUGCUACAGACAAAAUCAGUCAAAGGCUGUUAUUGCCUAUAAAUUAGCAUCGGGAUUCGAAGACGCCACAGUUUUAAAAGCCCAAGCAAGAAAAAGGGCACUGUUCAAGUGCCUCAUAAACGAGGAAACCUCACAGGUGGUUCCUGGGCACGAUUUGGUUGACUACACAAGCAGCGAAGAAGAUGAUGAUAGGCGUCAUCUAUGGGAGACCUUAAAAACGUGUACCCUUGAGGGGGGAAAACCUGCUGUAACAAAGAUCAUUCGCAAUAUUGAUACUGUAAAGAGCGAGCGGUGGAUAUAA